This is a messenger RNA of Dendrobium catenatum, 2941 nucleotides long. RefSeq names its product pentatricopeptide repeat-containing protein At3g29230-like. The coding region runs from base 113 to 1933 and encodes 606 amino acids. The record is from RefSeq and is a predicted model, not a curated record. The transcript is spliced from 2 exons. Lineage: Eukaryota; Viridiplantae; Streptophyta; Magnoliopsida; Asparagales; Orchidaceae. Gene Ontology annotation, biological process: RNA modification. Gene Ontology annotation, molecular function: protein binding; RNA binding.
UUUUUCUUCAUGUUUAGAAUCUACUGAGUUAUUACUUACAGUAUUAUACAGAUUUUGUUCAAAAAAUUCUUCCUUUCUUCUCUUACAACCAAGUUCCAACAGUAAAAUAGGCAUGCUUCCUUCUUUAAAACAUCAAUAUGGAGUCGUAGAAGAGAGGCUUUUCUGUCUCCUCCACAAAUGUAGGCUUAUCGAUCAACUCUUCCAAAUCCAAUGCCAGGUCAUCAUCCAUGGCCUCCUCCAAAAUCGCCAACUUGCUCCCAAAGCCGCCAUUGCCUAUUUCGAAACCGGCAAUCUAGCAUCUGCCCGCCAACUGUUCGAUCAAAUUCUUCAACCAGGUACCGUUCUCUGGAACGUCAUGCUCAAGGGCUACACAGAGGCCGGUCUCCACAAAGAGACGCUGCGGCUGUUCUCUCAAAUGAAGAAGAGGGAUGUAAGGCCUAACCUUUUUACUUUUCCUUUUGUUAUCAAGUCUUGCUCAAUGAUCCCUGCCCUUAUGGUGGUAGAUCAGGUGCACAGUUUUGCUUUAAAAAAUGGGCUCAAGUCGAACCUAUUUGUUGGAACUGCCUUAAUUGAUAUGUAUGCAAGCAAGUUAGAUGCAGGGUUAGCAUAUAAGAUAUUUGAGGAUUUGCCUGAAAGAAAUAUUGUGGUGUGGACUGCAAUAAUAAAAGCUUAUAUUGCUAAUGGUGAUAUGAGAAAUGCUUUUCAACUUUUUAAUCAGUUAGAAGAACAUGAUGUGAUCCUAUGGGACAUCAUGAUUUCAGCAUAUAUUGAACUUGGAGAUAUGGCUACUGCUAAGGGGCUCUUCUCUAGGAUGCCAAUACGGGAUGUCAAAUCUUGGAAUACUAUCUUACUUGGCUAUGCCAUUUGGGCAGAUAUUGGAGCCUGUGAGAGGUUCUUUGCAAUCAUGCCUGAUAGGAAUGUGUUCUCAUGGAAUGGGCUGAUAAGAGGGUAUGCUCGACAUGGUAAGUUCUCCGAUGUCUUGAAUGUUUUCCGCCGUAUGCUCAUUUCAACAAAUAUUAAGCCCAAUGAUGCUAUGCUUAUGGUUGUGUUAUCAUCAUGCGCGAAGCUUGGUGCUCUCAAUUGGGGGAGAUGGAUCCAUUUGUAUUCUGAGAACAAUGGAUUCAGAGGGAACGUCUACAUUGGAAAUGGGCUGAUCGACAUGUAUGCUAAAUGUGGCUGCAUACAUAGUGCAAUCAAUGUGUUCACUAUAAUGGAAAAGAGAGAUGUCAUUACUUGGAAUUCAAUGAUCAACGGUUUGGCAAUGCAUGGAAUGGGAUUGGAGGCAUUGGAGUUGUUUGAUCAUAUGUUGGAGGCUACAGAGGAGCCUGAUGGGAUAACAUUUGUUGGAGUCCUGAGUGCUUGUGUCCACAUGGGUCUUGUUGAGAGAGGAUUUGAAUGUUUCAAGUCCAUGAAACAGAUUUACUCUAUUGAUCCAUGGAUUGAGCACUAUGGCUGCAUGAUGGACCUCCUUGGUCGAGCUGGCUUGCUUUAUGAGGCCAUUGGAUUUGUGAUGGAGAUGCCAAUGGAGCCUGAUGAUGUUAUUUGGAGUGCUUUUCUUGGGGCUUGUCGAGCGUGGAACCAUGUUUAUUUGGCCGAGGUUGCGAUGAGCCGGCUCGUGAGGCUCGUGCCUGAGGAUGUUUCCAAUUAUGUUGUGCUAUCAAAUAUUUAUGGCAAUGCUGGAAGAUGGAAAGAUUUUGGCAGGUUGCAUAAGGUGUUGAGAACAAUGGGUGUUGGAAAGUUGCCGGGUUGUAGCCUUGUUGAGGUGAACAUGGAGGUGGUUGAGUUCUGUUCUUCAGAUGCAAAGCAUGCAAGAUCAAAGGAUAUUUAUGAGAUUUUAGAGAGUUUGAUGGAUGUUUCAAGGGUUGUUAUAGUUGAAUCAGAACUCGAUGAACUUUGUGAAGUGAACUUUGUGAAGUCAGGACGAGAAGAUUAGCUCAGGCCUAGAAUCUGAUGUUGAUGUUCAUGGUUUCACAGAUUGGGAGGAUUCAUGAUGUCACUGGAAGAAGCAUCUUCUUUAGUUGCAGUUGUAUUAGCUGGAGCUUAGCCACAGAUGUCCUACCUUAAAUUCUUUUGAUAUAAAAGCCUCAGCUUGGCUUGGCAGAUUUCUUCAUAAUCAGCCUCAAUGUUUGUCUUGGUAAAUGUUGGAUGACUUUGCUUAUCAUAUAGAUUCAUCUCUUUCCUGACAACUAGAAUUUGGACCAUAAAAUAAGCAGGCUUUCCUUCUUAAACCAACAGCACAGAGUGAUAGAAAGGAGGCCCUUAUCUCUCCUCCACAAAUGUAAACUUAUUGGUUUUGCUCUUCCAAAUCCAAUCCCAAGUCAUCAUCCAUGGGCUCCAAAAUCGGUAACUUGCUCCUAGAGCCAUUACCUUCUUCAAAUCUAGCAAUCUAGCAUUUGCUUUCCAGCUGUUUGAUCAUAUUCCUGAACAGGCAUCGUUCUCUAGAUUAAGGGCCACAGGGAGACCAGCCUCCAUCGAAGAGACCGUUGCUCUUCUCUCAAAUGAAGGAGAAGUUAUUAUGUGCGGUUACCGGAUAGUUCGGAGGUCAAUCAGGAUGCACCACGUCAUCGGAUGCACAAUGGUACACUAUGAUGGUACAUAAUAUAUUGGUGAUGUGGCGUGUCCUGAUUGGCCUCCGAACGGCAUCUAGUUACCACACGUAAUAAUUUCGUUGAAUGAAGAGGAGGGAUGUAAGGUCUAACAUAUUUACUUUUUGUUUUGUUAUCAUGUCUUGCUGAAUGAUCCCAGACUCUAUGGUAGGACAUCAGCUGCAUUGUUUUGCUUUAAAAAUUGGGCUCAGGUCGAACACAUUCGUCGGAACUGCCAUAUUAGAUGUGUCAUUCCUGAGCUUGUUUUCAAUUGUUUUCAUCAAUGUUGUUAUUAAUAUUUUUUGAGUUUGUAAGAGCUAUAUCAGAGUGAAAUGAAAAGAGCAAGUUAAUUGUGA